GCGAAAUUUAAAUUAGCCAAUCACGACUCGCAUUUUUCUUGUCAGAAAAAAAGAAAACAUUUCAUAGCUUACCGAUUUUACUUCACAUCCUGUCUCUGCUCUGAACCGUAUUUCUUUGAAUUCAAAGAGUUUGAAAUAACUGUUAAACAACGGCGUUCAUAAAAAGCGAAUAAGUUGUUAAUAAGUCGACUGUAUAACGAGUAUUAUUUAAAGUUGACCGGCCUUCUACAGAAAGCAGACGUCUUCAAAGCCAAAAACCACAUCUAAAGUUAUCAAGUUUCUUUGUUGUUGUUGUGCGACCCAAACAAUGGAAGUUGAAACUAAAUCCACUGAGAUCCGCUGCCAGGAGAUGUCGAAGGGCGGGCUAGCGUACGAAGUGAUCUUGGCGGAGCCGGUGGGCGUACCGGUGCCGCGCCGCGCCGACUCGCCCGAGAAGACUGCCUCCGUCGAAGAGAUACAGGAGAAGCUCAAGGCCGCGGAGGAGAGGAGACGUAGUUUGGAAGCUAGCAGGAUGGCGGCGAUCGCACAGAAGAUGGCCAGGAUCGAGGAGGCGUCCCGCAUCCGCAUGGAGCAGACCAACAGCUUCAUCAGCACCACCAAGGAGGCGCUCGACGCCAAGAUGGAGACCCACGAGGAGAAGCGCGAGGCCUACAUUAACGAGCUUCGCGCCAGGCUCAAGGACCACCUGGAGGGAGUCGAGAAGACCAGGUUGACCCUAGAGCAACAAACGGCGGAGGUGUACAAGGCGAUCGAGGAGAAGCUUUCUACCGCCGCUGACAAACGCGACGAGAACAUCAAGAAGAUGUUGGAGCGUUUGCGUGAACAUGAGGAGCAGGUGAAAAAGGUGCGCGCCGGCAACCAGGAGCGGUUCCAGCAGCUCGAGGCUGCCAUCCAGGACAAGCUGCAGCACGCGGCCGGACGCCGUCUACAGCUGGAGGCCGAGCAGCGGGAGAAGCUGCGCAGCUACAACUCUAAACUGGCGGAGGCGCGUUCCUCCAUCACCGCUAAGGUCGAGGAGAUGACCAAAGAAAUAGAGACGAAACUCACCGCCGCCGAGAUCAACCGCGAGAAGGAGAUGCAGAGGAAAUUGGACUUUGUUAAGAAGGAGGAGCGACGCGCGGAGUUAGUGCGGCAGAACAAGUGCGCGCGCGCCGACACCGACGCGCCGCCCGCCUCCGGCUAAUGGGGCAUGACCCACUGUCCCACCACCCACCACCCGGCCCCUACAAGUAAGCGUACUACACCCGCAGGUACCUAGGACAUGUCGCAACACUGCAGAAAAAACUACGACAUCACUCCAUGCAAAGAAGAAUAACCUCCAAAUAAUCACCAAUUCACUACACGGGAAAACUACCUCAAGAAUUACUACAGUCAUACUUUCUCAAUAAUCAGAUGGAAAAAUUACCCUCCGAAGAAUCUGUACUCCAGAAUCAUAAGGCAAGAACCACCAUCCUACUGUGUCAAGAUCCAGGAGAAAAAUCUACCCUCCAAAUAAUCGAAAAAACUGAAGAAUCGAGUCUUGACGACCUGAAAAAACAAGUAAUCUCUGGAAAAACUGCGACUGUACUCUGAAAUUUGACUUGGUUUUUACAAUCUAACUUACAUAGUUUUUAAUGCAAUACAGUACUUCAAUUUGAAGAGUACAACCCCUGAAGUCUAAAUAAUGUCGUGGUAAAGAAAACCAGGGUGCUUCCUAGCAUUGUUACAGAAUCUAAAUUCUACAGUAGACGAAAUAUUAUACUAAGCUCUGAUUUCUAUAAUCUAGGAAUGAGCAAGUCAUCAAAUAUUAGCCAGAACAGGUUACUAUUAGCACAGUAUUUCAGUGUUGCUAUCACGAAUAUUUCGAGGUUUCAAUAUCGGCAUCCUGUGGUGAGACCGAAUAAAUCGUUUGUAUCGCAGUCCUGAGAAUAUGAUAAUGCUUACGAAAACACGCAAAUGUAUUAUCUUAGAUGUGUAAAUGUGCAAAAUGUGUGAGUGUAUGUGGAGCCGAGUGGCCGGGGGCCGGCUUUGGGCAGUGUGGGUGACGCAUGCGACGCCGGUGUUGCUACACGACAAUAUUGUAGCAUAAACUCUGUGUUUACAUACUCGACUUUUUUUUAUUAAAAACAAUCGCAUGUCUUUAACGAAAAUAUUUUUUUUUAAUAUGAAUCAAUGGUGUUGUUUUAUUGGUAAUUAAAUUAUUUAAUCAGUUUUAAAUAAACAGAAAUGUGGUUGAUGGUGUGUGGUAUUUUUUGUUAAUGUUUAUUAAAUAAGUCGAGUGAGAAAAACGGACAUUUCUCUUGUUGCACACCGGGCGUUGUUUGCGACACCGAAUUAAUUCCUUCGUUAUCAUGCUUGUGAAAUAAUUGAAUCAAAUUGUUAUUUUUCACCGGUAUAUAGCAACAUUGCUGACACCUUUUAAAUAUGGCCUAUUUUACUAACGUUCAGUCGUGUAUGUUACAUAAUGGCGCCCAUUGCUAAUAUUGCAAUGCACAUUUUGUUCAUUGUUAAUAUUGGUGAUCGGAUCUAUGGGGGUUCUGUAUCACAGAGUCGGUGUCAGUAAAUUACCGGAAGUUGUGAUUGAUUGUUUUUAAUUUGACAUUGUAAUAGUAGCUCAAAUCGUGACGUGUGUGGUACGGAAUCCCCGUUGAAAUGGAAUUGUUUUAAAUUUAUAUUGUAAGCGGGCGGAAUGAGGUGGUUCGAUAUUAUGGCGACGGAUACGAAUCCUCUUAUCGUUAGUUAUAGACUUAUAUCAUUAUUUUUAACGCAACAGUAUUUUAGGAACGUAUAAUCUAAAUUUAAGUUUGUCUCGAAUACGUAUCGUUAAUGAAUCGCCAUUUCGCUGUCAAUAAUUGAUCGUAUAAUAUAUAUUUUACUGAGUGCGUUGUCGAUCUGUUGGGAUGUCGUCGCGGGUAGUCAUUUCUCGAGCGACCGCCGAUGUCGCCGUCCGGAGUAGCUCCCAUAAGAGUCCCGAUUCCCGCGAAUGUAUCAUUUUUAGCGCUCGUCAGCUUAAUUAAAUAUAAUCAUCAGUCUGUGACACGUCACAUCAUCUAGUCUACACGUAAAAGUUUAAAUAAAAUAAGUCGUUUUUAUCACUUCCUUUUAUGAUCUCAAAACUAUGAUAAAAGAAAAAACAUAUUUAAAACGGAAGAUAGUAAACAUCGGAAGUGCCUCAGUGUGUAAAGUGAAUCGAUUCCUCGGAUGAUAUCAAUAAAAUAGUGACGUUAAAGUGAAACUGCCUUUCAUAGCGUUUUAUAUUUGAUGUAAUAAGGGCAGCCGCGGGGUGCGGCCGCGCGGACGCUUCUGUGAUGUUAGGCACAAAGUAUAUCCACGGUAGUAGCCAAGGGCGGAUCCAGGGGGUCAUG
Chilo suppressalis (striped riceborer) is the source of this 3344-nucleotide messenger RNA. The record is from the annotation of a GenBank genome assembly. Lineage: Eukaryota; Metazoa; Arthropoda; Insecta; Lepidoptera; Crambidae.